AUGAAUCAAAGAACAUCCGUAGAAAGCCAAGGAAGUGUUCAUCUCCCGAUCGAUGACGACAUUUCAGCUCAACUAAACCGAACCCACAGAAAGAACACCACCAUUUUCGAACCACAAACCAGUAUCGAAACAGCAAACAGCAGCAACUCAACACCAUUGCCAAAACAAAGACAAGUACUGACAGGAGCACCAGAAAAAAAGCUAACCCUCUUCGCACUCAGGCUAGCUAUACUCGAGAAAGCAGCCACCGGUCUUGGAGCCCUAGGGUUCAUCUGGGCUACUGUGGUUUUGCUAGGUGGGUUCGCUAUAACCAUUGACAAAAUAGAUUUCUGGUUAGUGACCAUUAUUCUACUGAUUGAAAGUACAAGGAUCUUUAGCCGGAGCCAUGAGCUUGAAUGGCAGCAUCAGGCUACGUGGUCGCUAGCGGAUGCUGGAUUCAGUAGCUUUCGAGCGAUAAGAUCGAGCUCACAUGUGUUUAUCCGAGCAAUUAAAUCCAUGUCGCAGCCUCUUACUGAGACGCCGAGAGGAGCGGAUAGGAAGAUAAGCGAGAGUACUCCAAACAUGCUAAAAAGCUGGACAAACUACUUAUCCAAAAAGACACCUUCGCGAACAUGGACAAGUUCCGAUGUCCCCCUUCUUCCAUAUGGAAAAUGGGUUUUCGUAUCGAGUAAUAUUAGUAAGCUUCUUUAUUGGCUACAAUUAGCUUCCGCUGCUGCUUGUGUGUUUAUUUCUGUUACACGGCUUGUGAAUCACGAUUAUGGAGCCAUGCAUAAAGGAGACAACGACAUGAUGAACCGGAAAGCAGCGGUUGCUAUAUUCUAUGGAUUGGCGUUAGCAGAAGCUGUGUUGUUUCUUUUGGAGAAAGCGUAUUGGGAGUGGAACGUGAUUUAUAAGAGAAUGUUGGAGAUGGUGAAUGAAGAGCUGGAACUGGGACAUACAGGUUUGAUUUCGGUGAAGAGGUUUUUCUACGACACGUAUUCAAAAUGUGUUAAUCAAAGCAUAUUCGAUGGGUUGAAAAUGGAUAUGGUUUCUUUCGCUAUGGAGCUUUUGAACUCCGAUUCUUCUGAUGAACAACUCAUUGGUGUUCGAAUCUUUGAUAGGUUCACGACAAAUUCACGAUUUUCCGAAGAUACCCUUCAGAAAAUCGGGAUUACCAUAUCAGUAAUCGAACGUUUGGUCGAAAUGCUUAAUUGGAAAGACCCACAAGAAGAAGAGAUUCGGAUGUGCGCAGGAAAUAUACUCGUUAAACUCCUUGGUAAGAAGCAAAACGCUCUUCGAGUUGCUGGAAUUCCGGGAGCAAUGGAAUCAAUAUCGUCUUUGUUACACGUCAACCGAAACUCCAGUUCAAUGAUAUAUGGUGAAGUUUUUGAAAAGGAAAUCAUCGGAGAUCAUGGAAGUUAUGAUUACUGGGCAUUCAAUCAACUAGGCCUUCUAAUUCUAAAGAAACUUGCAUGCGAUCAUGAUAAUUGCGGAAAGAUCGGGAACACAAGAGGCCUCCUAACGAAAAUCAUCGAGUUCAUGCACACGAAUGAGCGACUAUUGAAAAACAGACAGAUCACCGAAUCUCAGAUUACAACAGUGAAACGAUCAUUACAAGUGGUGAAAAUGUUAGUAAGCUCGACAGGGAUUACUGGUACACAGCUUCGAACCGAAAUUUCAGAAUUGGUUUUCACAAUUAGCUACAUUCGUGAUAUAUUAAGGUAUGGUGAAAAACACCCGAGGCUACAAAAACUUGGAAUCCAAAUUUUAACAAGUUUGGCUUUAGAAGAUGACGCGACAGAAAGGAUUGGUGGAACUGGAGGUGUUCUAAAGGAAUUGUUCAAUGUUUUCUUUAGAGAAGAAAUCCUCGAAAGUCAAAACCAUGUGCGAAUUGCAGCUGGAGAAGCUCUUGGAAUGCUGGCAUUUGAAAGUACAAGAAACUGUCAUCGUAUUUUGAAACUGAAUGUCAUUCAGAAGCUUAGCGACGCUCUUGAAAGCCAGUUGCUUCGUGUAAACGCUGCAAGAAUCUUGAGGAACCUAUGUAUUUACAGUGGACCAAGUUCGUUUAAUCAACUAAGAACGAUUAUAACCGCUGCAACUACUGUACUAAAGGAAAUCAUGACAGACGACAUGAAGUUACAAGAAGUGAUGGUAGGGUUAGCAGCACAUAUGUUCAGAUUCAUGACAUCUGAAGAAGCUAACGCCAUGUUUGAACAAAGUGGAAUACACGAUGGUGAAUUAGCGGUGGCACUCGUUCAGAUAUUGAAGAAAUGUCCGUAUCCACCAAUGAAGACUCCAAGAAUAAGAAGGUAUGUGAUAGAACUGGCGAUUUGGAUGAUGAUGAAGGAUAACGUUCGAAAUGUUAAGACGUUUAAGAAUCUGGGAAUGAUGGAAGAACUGGAAGGCGUUACAGAGACAACAUCGGAACUUGAAAGCUUUAAUAUAUUCUCUGGUGCAAUUGGAAUGAGUAGGUACAAGAUAUCAAUUCAUUCAUUAGUUGAGACAGCAAUGAAGUUGAUGGCUGAUGAGUAUUGA
Lactuca saligna is the source of this 2514-nucleotide messenger RNA. Lineage: Eukaryota; Viridiplantae; Streptophyta; Magnoliopsida; Asterales; Asteraceae. The record is from the annotation of a GenBank genome assembly.